Columba livia (rock pigeon) is the source of this 2587-nucleotide messenger RNA. RefSeq names its product CD28 molecule (gene CD28). NCBI's taxonomy places the organism in Eukaryota, Metazoa, Chordata, Aves, Columbiformes, Columbidae. The transcript is spliced from 4 exons. Bases 155 to 823 code for a protein of 222 amino acids. Gene Ontology annotation, cellular component: external side of plasma membrane; membrane. The record is from RefSeq and is a predicted model, not a curated record. Gene Ontology annotation, biological process: positive regulation of T cell proliferation; T cell costimulation; T cell receptor signaling pathway.
ACGGUUGAACUUCCUGCUCGAGCGUUGCCAUUGCGGCGGUUUCACUUGGCUGUGCACCGUGUGCUGCGGAGGGAGGAGGAGAGAAGCUCCGUGAGCAGCUGGGGGUGCAGCCCGGCCCGUGCUGGGGGUGGGGACAGGGCCCACCACUAGCACCAUGCUCCUGGGGGUCCUCGUGGUGCUCUGCUUCAUCCCCGCUGCUGAUGUGACAGAAAACAAGAUUUUAGUGGCUCAGAGUCCUUUGCUCAUUGUAAAUAACAAGAAUGCAACUCUAGUCUGCAACUACACAUAUAAUGGAACAGCGGAGGAAUUUCGAGCUUCGCUGCACAAAGGAACAGACAGUGCAGUUGAAGUUUGCUCUAUUUCAUGGAAGACGACCAAAAAUAGCAGUAACUCAAAUGAAGAAUUCAACUGCCAGGGGAUUCAUGAUAAAGACAAAGUCAUCUUCAAUCUUUGGAAUAUGAGUGCCAACCAAACUGACAUCUACUUCUGCAAAAUUGAGGCCAUGUAUCCACCCCCAUAUGUCUACAAUGAGAAAAGCAACGGGACUGUCAUUCACGUGAAAGAGACACUGAUCCAAAUACAAGAGCCUCAGUCUACAAUUCCUUUGUGGAUUAUGGUGACAAUGACUGGAGUUCUUGGUUUCUACAGUAUGCUAAUAACAGCAGUUUUUAUUGACUACUGGCAAAAAUCCAAAAAGAACAUGUACCAUCAGAGUAACUACAUGAACAUGACUCCCCGGCACCCGCCGUACCAGAAGAACAAGGGCUACCCAUCCUAUGCACCAACACGAGACUACACGGCGUAUCGGUCCUGGCAGCCGUGAGACCCACCAGCAGCCUCCUCUGCUCCUGGGAGCUCACUGGCUCUUGGAUGUGGAAGGACAGCCUCUCCUUUUUGAAUGCUUGUCAUUACUGAUCAUGGAUAACUCCACCAUAGCAAGUAUUGGCUAAACGUUGGUAUGCUAAAAGAAACAAGCAAACUGACAUUAAAAGGGAGGGGAAAAGUAAAAAAGGAUUGUUCACCAUGAUGGCUGAAAAAGAGAUACAACUUGAGGGUUGGCCGUCAGUAAGACAGAGAGAUGGCAUGAGACCUCAGAGCUGGCCUCCUCCUCACAUUUGUGGUUUGGGUCAGCCGUUGGGAGAACCAGAACUUCUGACAUUUCCCAAUAACUGGUGCCUUAGAUUUAACCCUUAAUUUCCUUUAUUCUGUAUGUCUAAUCCUCAGAAACCCUUGUUCCUGUUAAAUAUGGCAAAAUAUAAAAACAAUAAUAUUUUCUUCCCUACAAGACCAGGGCACAGUUUGAAGUUCAAAACACAUGCUUGAAAGAAAGAGGGAAAAGUCAGCCAGAUGGCAUCCAGGCUAUCAGGCUGUGGUGCAAAUGGGCCAUCAGGACGAAUCAAGGCGAUCAAUAGAAAACUACUAAUCCCUCAACAUGUGAGUCCUUAGGCUGGACACUUUGUAAAUGUUCAUAAGGCCAUUUGAAGUCAUGGCCAAGCAACUCCACAGGUGAGAAAAUAAUCAACCUGAAGACAAAACGAAGACAAGCAGCAGCAGAAGAAAGAUCUGUUGUCAUCAUGAAGAACCCCAGCUCUGUUUUGUUUGCCUCCUACAGCGAGCGAACACAAAGUCAUGCGGGGAGCAUUAGAAGACACAGAGGUCGGAUUUUGAAGAGAGCUUUACUUUCAUUUUUGAAUUUUUGUUUCUACGCAAAGGGUGUUUUGCUAAGUCCUCCUGAAAAUUCAUGCACAUCUUCUGGCACCUCGGUUGUACCAGAGCUCUUUUGAAAAUGAGCAACUAAAGAUCACUUGAAUUUUUUUCCCAUAAGCACCCAGUUUUGGGGGUGUGAGAGGGUCCUUCAGUCCCACCAUUGUGAAUUGGACCUGAAAGCGCUCAGCCACGUUCAGGGACUGCUCUGGGCACUCCAAUGAACUUUGCGUUGACUGGAGGUUACCUCUCUAUCCAAACAUGUUCUUCAGGAAUGCUCCAUGCUGGAGUAGCACAAAGUCUUCGGCAAAACCUUCAAUCAAGCAUGUUUACAUUAACAAGACAUCCUAAACUGCAAUCAGGGUUGUCUUGCUAUAAAAUCCUGUUUCAUUCUGAGGAGAUGAGUUUUAUUUUAUAGGGACUACUGAAUAAACAAUUAAAUGAAAAAUCCAUAUUCCCACCUUGAAAUAAAAUGGGGACUGUACAUUUACUUUCCUUCAAAUUGGGAUAAGAUUCUUUCUGUCUUUGAGGGGACAUGGCAAAAGCAGAUAUGUAGAAGUGUGGCAACAAUCUGCUUUGACAUCUUAACCCAAGAAAAAAAGCUUUGGCACUUCCAAAUUACUGAGUUUGCUGACUGGGCCCCAAACCAUCCAUGUAUUCUAGUGCAAAUGUAAGGUGAGAUGGCAAACGUAUAUCAAAAGCAUAAAACAGGGUAAACAUUCUUUGUUUAAUCUGCAUGUGUAUAUAUUUUAGGUAGAGAUGUAUCUACUUCAUUAUAUCUAUAUUCCUUAGAGUUUUACUAUACUUUUUGCAAUCUCCUUUUAAAAUUAUUAAAUAGAUACAAUAAAUUAAAUCCUGAAUAAAUGCAUUAGGCCUGAAGCUA